Molecule: messenger RNA, 1221 nt
Organism: Raphanus sativus (radish)
Lineage: Eukaryota; Viridiplantae; Streptophyta; Magnoliopsida; Brassicales; Brassicaceae
Exons: 2
Coding region: 35-1066 (343 amino acids)
Source: RefSeq, a predicted model, not a curated record
AACUUAUUUCUUACCACUACUAUCUUUCUCAAAAAUGACUUCAAGUCGUUCUUUAUCAUAUUCCAUUGAUGAAGAUAUGCACUUAUGUCAUGUGUAUCUUGAUGUUUCUCAAAAUCCAAUCAUAGGAAUAAACCAGUCAAAAGAUCAAUUUUGGGCAAGAGUUGAAACUGAAUACCAAAAGUCUGAGAUUUCCAACCAGCAACCAAGACCAAGGAGAUCUUUACAAACUCGAAUGACUACAAUUCUUUCAGCUGUCUCCAAGUUGAGGGGAUGCGUUAAUCAAAUUGAAAACAAGAAUCCUAACGGUGCUUCUGAACAAGACAUUUUGAACCAAGCAAAGAUGUUAUUAGCCCAAGAUGUCAAAUAUAAAAGAGGCUUCAAAUUCGACCACGUCUGGCCUAUCCUCAAAGGCAUGGAAAAAUUUACAAAUAACAACGGUAAUGCACCUAGUGCAUUCCACGAAGAAGGUCGUAAUAUUUCAUCAUCCCCAUCAUUUUCAGUUGAUCCUGAGUCAUCACCAUCCCCCGGUAUGAAUUCAUUUGAUCUAAAUAUAAAUUCUGACGAAGGCACUUCUAAUUUAUCUUCAAGACCUAUGGGUGUGAAGAAAGCUAAGAGAAAAUUACAAUCUGAAGAACAAUUUAAACAAUUGAUGGAGCAAAAUGAUAAACUUCUCAAAGCUAUAACUAAAGGUAAUUCGGAACGAAAUGAAAUUCAAAGGCAAAAGGUCGAGGUAGCAAAAAUGAAAGAAGAGAAUAAAAUAUUAUUCGCAGAUUUGAAUUCUAUAACUGAUCCUGCAUCUCGUGCUUAUAUCGAAAAUCGGAAACAAGAAAUUAUAAGAAAACGAGCUCAAACCAGUCAAUCUAACGAACAAGGAGAAGAUGUCCAAUACCAAUAUCAUGGAUCACAAUAUCGAACAUCACAAUAUCAAGGAGAUCAAGCUGAAGGACAACCAUCUCAUAGAGAACAAGUUCAAGGUGAAAACCAAAUGUCACCAAAUGAUCAAGAAGAUUAUACCCCGUAUUAUAAUUAUCUUGAUGGAGCUGAUAAUAAUUUUCCGGGUUUUUAGAUUAUUAUGUUAGUCAAUCUAAUGUUUUCCAGUUUUUUUUUUUUGGCAAAUUUAUGUAUUUUUUUUAUUUCUGCAAAUCUAUUUUCUCGUAUGCACUUUUUAUGUUUGGUUGGUGUUUAUUUGGGUAAUUUUAUGUAUUUUAAAUGAUUUUUAUG